This is a messenger RNA of Phyllostomus discolor (pale spear-nosed bat), 5153 nucleotides long. It is a transcript of the gene GLUL, whose product is annotated as glutamate-ammonia ligase. Gene Ontology annotation, cellular component: cytoplasm. The transcript is spliced from 7 exons. NCBI's taxonomy places the organism in Eukaryota, Metazoa, Chordata, Mammalia, Chiroptera, Phyllostomidae. Gene Ontology annotation, molecular function: glutamine synthetase activity. The coding region runs from base 302 to 1423 and encodes 373 amino acids. The record is from RefSeq and is a predicted model, not a curated record.
GGGCGCGCUAGCCCCCUCCCAGGCGGCGCCCGCUCCGCCUGUCGCCCAAUGGCCGCGGUGCCCGGGCGCGCAUCAGUCGAUCCGCCCCGGCUGCCCGCCUCUAGGAGCCAAUCAGGGCGAUGGGGGCGGCCCCGGCCGCCGAUAAAGACUGCAGGGCGGCGGACGGCCCUGCAGAGCCGAGGAUGGGAGAAGAACUGAGGGUUUGAGUAGCAUUUCCAGCUUCCUCUCUUCUCCUCUCCGCACCUCGCUCUCACGGCCUGCCCGCCCUGCCGCCUGCUCGCUCCCCAGCACAUCUUCCACCAUGGCCACCUCAGCGAGUUCCCACUUGAACAAAGGCAUCAAGCAGGUGUACAUGUCCCUGCCCCAGGGUGAUAAAGUCCAAGCUAUGUAUAUCUGGAUCGACGGUACCGGAGAAGGGCUGCGAUGCAAGACCCGGACGCUAGACAGCGAGCCCAAGAGUGUGGAAGAGUUGCCCGAGUGGAAUUUUGAUGGCUCUAGUACUUUGCAGUCUGAAGGUUCCAACAGUGACAUGUAUCUCAUUCCUGCCGCCAUGUUUCGGGACCCUUUCCGCAAGGACCCCAACAAGCUGGUGUUCUGUGAAGUCCUAAAGUACAACCGGAAGCCUGCAGAGACCAACUUGAGGCACACCUGUAAACGGAUAAUGGACAUGGUGAGCAAUCAGCACCCCUGGUUUGGGAUGGAGCAGGAAUACACCCUCAUGGGCACCGACGGACACCCCUUUGGCUGGCCUUCCAAUGGCUUCCCAGGGCCCCAAGGUCCGUACUACUGUGGCGUGGGAGCAGACAGAGCCUACGGCAGGGACAUUGUGGAGGCUCACUACCGGGCCUGCUUGUACGCUGGCAUCAAGAUCGCAGGGACAAACGCCGAGGUUAUGCCCGCCCAGUGGGAAUUCCAGAUAGGCCCCUGUGAAGGAAUCGAUAUGGGAGAUCAUCUCUGGGUGGCCCGGUUCAUCUUGCACCGAGUGUGUGAAGACUUUGGAGUGAUAGCAACCUUUGACCCCAAGCCAAUUCCUGGGAACUGGAACGGUGCAGGCUGCCACACCAACUUCAGCACCAAGGCCACGCGAGAGGAGAACGGCCUGAAGUACAUUGAGGAGUACAUCGAGAGGCUGAGCAAGCGGCAUCAGUACCACAUCCGAGCCUACGAUCCCCACGGGGGCCGGGACAAUGCCCGACGCCUAACUGGAUUCAACGAGACCUCCAACAUCAACGACUUUUCUGCCGGCGUGGCCAACCGCAGCGCCAGCAUCCGCAUUCCCCGGGCUGUCGGCCAGGAGAAGAAGGGUUACUUUGAAGACCGGCGCCCCUCUGCCAACUGUGACCCCUUUGGGGUGACAGAAGCCCUCAUCCGCACGUGUCUUCUUAACGAAACUGGCGAGGAGCCCUUCCAAUACAAAAACUAAGUGGACUAGACUCGCAGCCAUUGAACCCCUUCUAAUCCUUCAACUCGCGCCACCCCUCUCCCCCUCAGUUGUCAUAAUAGCCGUAACUCGAAGGGCAGAGCAUCAAGGUCUUUUUUUUAUUCCUCCUGCCCAGUUAAUAUCUCUUGCUUUUUUUUGGCCAGGUUACAGAGGUCAAGUUCUUAAUCUCCACACACAUACACACACACCCCCCCUUUUGCCCCCAUCACUGAAGCUUUCUAGUGCGUUAGUGGGGAGGGCGCGGGGAAACAUAACCACUGCUUCACUUAAUCAGAUGUUUGUCCAACAGGCGUUAGCUAUGCGGACAGGGAGUAUAGUGUUUGUGAAGGGAGGGGAAGGACCUUCCUCUUCUUUGAGGUAGCUGAAGGGGGUUGGAGGGCUGGGCUUUUACUCUGUGGCUAGGUUAGAUAUUUUCCCCCUUGGUAGGAGUUCCAUUUCUUAGAAGGCUGUAACCAGAUUUCUGGUGGAAGUGAGAGUUAGGAGAGGGGGGAGCGUGGGUGGCAGGCAGGAGGGUGCCCCUCCCUCUCUGCUGCACUUCCCAGGCCUGGGGCUACAUGCCCUCCCUUGAAGACAAGCUCAGCGCAAAGGAAUGGGAUGGAUCGCUCUACCUUAGAAGAAGAAAAGCUGUCAUUCCUUGGUCCCCCACCUAUAACAAAUCAGAGUAGUAUUUUUAUAUUUAAAUGCAAAAACAAAAAAAUUAUAUAUAUAUAUGGGUGUGCGGAUAUGUGUGCUUUUUCAAAAGGAGGAACACCAUUCUGAUCACCAGGAGCCACAUUGGAGACGAGUAGUCUGGUUGGAAAAAGGCUCCUUUUGAGUUGGGGGGUGAGGGUGGAGAUGCUUGAAGAGUUGGCUGUUAGGGGCUGUGAAACCCUCACUACCAUUUAAGGGUUUCUCUGUGUCCUGCCCACCCUUUGGGAGCAGGUGGGCACCGGCUGGUUAACAGGAGGGAGCAGGGAUGGCGGCCGCGGUCACCCGAGCCCCCUGGCUUUGGUGCAAAGACACACGUGUGCACAGGGGUUUAGAAGUAGGAGUUGGCUGGUCAACUUGCGCAUGUAUGUUACUGACGGGGUGAUGGGUUCUUUUCCGGGGGACAGCAUGUCACUAAAGCAGGCCUUUUGAUAUAUUAAAAAAUUUUUUAAAGAGCAAAAUGUUUAGAUUUUAAUCAUAUUGGUAGGGAUUUGAAGACUUUGUUUUAGGGAAUUGCUUGCAGAAUUGCUCGUUGGCUUCUACCGUCCCCUUCCUUCUCUGCUUCUAGAGGGGAGGGGACAGGGCUGGGGUCAAACACUGGUAAUUUUGUAUCUUGGUGUCCAUUCUGAGUGAAAAUAUUCCUUUGUUAAGGUUCCGAGGAGGUUUUUUUUUUUUCUUUUAUAAUAAAAAAUAAACCCCACCUUCAACUCUAUGUCCUCCCUACCAUUCCUGGCUGUGUUUGUGUUGGUUGCGGCAGACCAGCUGUGGGUUUUUUUCCCCUUGCCCUGACGACUUCUCAUUGCCAUGUACAGUAUGUUCAGAGUUAGGUAACUCCUCGUUGUAAACAGACUUAACUGCCCAGAGCAGCUCUAAAUCAACCAGACACUUAUAAGAUCUGACUUGAUCUUUGUUUUUUUAAUCCCUAUGUGCCUUUUCAUUCUCUCCUACCACAGAUGGGGAGGUUUCUAAAGAGGCAAAGUAAGCUCGGGUUUACCUGUUGUUAGAAUUAAGUCUUGAGUCAUUGCCAACCAGCUCUUCCCUGCACCUUGGGUAUUUGGCAGCUCUGGAUUAAGGCACAUCCCAGCCCUAGAGUUUUGUAAAAUGAUACAAACCCCUCACCCACCCACCCAAGCCCGGUGUUCCAGAGCUUGGCUUUGAUCUACCAUACUGUAACAUUGUUUUGAACAUCCCUCUGGCUUAAUUUUAUAGCAGCCUGAAGUAUUUGUGUUAUUAACUGGUCUUGCAUGCAUCCUCUGCCCAGCUGCCAGUGAUUCAUCUCAAUAACAAAUAUUGACCACGUUGCUACCGUGGUUAAAGCCUUCUGAGGCUGGGUGUGCUCGGGGCCAGCCAGCCUGGGUGUGUCCUGGAUAUACCUUGCACUAGACCUGUGAGCUGCUUAUGAUCCCCCCAAAAGCUCCAUGUUGACACCCGUGCCUUUGCUCCUCCCCCUUUACCUGGAAUUUCUUCCACCUUAUCCUGCCUUAUUCCUGCCUUAGUUCAACUCUACACCAGGCUGGGUAGGAGCUCCCUCCGGCUCUGUAGUGCUGUGCAUAUGACUUCUAGCAAAAACACUCAACACUCUAACCUAAGGUGCCAGUAGCGUGGGCAAUAGUAAUUACUGUUUUUAAAAGGUAGUAUCCUCAGGGUCAAUGUUACUGGGGCCUGUAACAGCAAACAAAUGAGUUUUCUUUGAGGAAGUGCAUAUUUUGCUCAAGUCUUAGGUGUUUUUUAGAUUUUUCUCCAAUGGUUGGUCCCUGACAAUUUGAUUUUCAAAGCAGAUGGAUGAUCUUACCUAUUGGUUUGCUGGGUGUGGUCCCAGUUUGUACUUACAGUUUCAGUGUGAUUGUUAAGGGUGCCCUCUCAGUGUUUUCCUGGUGCUGCUGAUAAAUUACAUGGUGAUUCGUACUCAACUGGAGUUCUUUGUCCUCUCCCCAGCCUUUCCUGGGUCAGCCCUACACUUGGAGGAGAGUGUUCCGAACAGUGCAUGUACACGAUGGAGGCAAUGACUCGAGCACUUUGUGGGUUUUUUGUUUUUGUUUUUUUCUCAUUGUAAUCAAUUGCCUGACAAAGAUCACAUAGAAGAGAAUUCUAAAUUAAAAUGAGUUAGGUGGAAACAACUAGAAUUAGUUUCGACCAACAGGUCACAGUGCAAUUCCCUUGUGUUUCACUGGGUUACAUGAUAACUUUAUCAGUGAGAUUAAACAAGAACAGCCAAGCCUUCAGCCUUAGAGAGAGAGGCCAGUAUUCACAACAGGAGUUCUCCACGUUAAGCAUGAGUUACCCUUACAUUUCAACCUGCCUAUCACUGGAUAAGAGCUAAAUGAUGACAGCACAAGCUAACAGGAAUGUGUCCUGCCAGGAGCCAAUUAACAAGUCAGAUCUGCGCCCCUGGGCAGGAUGGCACACUCGUGGAUGAAAGAGGUUCCUAGGCAAGCACUUGGUGCUGGGGCUUCACCAGUCUCACCAAAGGCUGCACUUACAUCGUUCCAGCUGCUGCUUGGCCCUUGUACCAAUAAGGUGCAAAGUCUGCAAAGUAACUCGCUGCCCCGCAGAAAGCUCAUCACUCAACAACUUUUUGACAACUCUGUGGAGGCAGGGAUCCUGCUUUUCCUUCCCAGGACUGUGUUCCCAGGGCUGUAUCCUCAGACCUGCCAUGGUGCCUGCAGUACUUGUUUAAUGAAUUACUUUGCAGUAUCAGUUUUGUGAAGUUUCAGCCUACAACUAACUUUGGGGGGUGUCAAACCCUCAUGGGUCUCAGCUGUUUGGCUGUGUUUUAACCCUGGUCACAGCACUAAGCAAAGUUGUGUUGUGCUGAGCUGUUAAGGACUCCCCUGGUUCGGUGAAUUCUGGCUGAAGGUGGGCUACCAAGAGCCUCGUGUUGCUUUAUGAGUUAUAACGACCAUAAAGUGGCAAUUCAUCAUGUAAUUCCAGGGGUUUCCCAUAAAUUGCUACUGUAAAUAGUUUGAGUGGAUUAGGGCCCUGCCAUUUUAUAGCCUUUAGCUCAAUCACCAACCACUCAUUUUUU